Molecule: messenger RNA, 3640 nt
Organism: Brassica napus (rape)
Lineage: Eukaryota; Viridiplantae; Streptophyta; Magnoliopsida; Brassicales; Brassicaceae
Product: pentatricopeptide repeat-containing protein At5g46680
Exons: 1
Coding region: 1836-3233 (465 amino acids)
Molecular function (GO): protein binding
Source: RefSeq, a predicted model, not a curated record
AAAGUAAUACUAACUCAAUAAAGGUCCAGAACUCAAAGGCGAUCAAGAACGAAAACUAACUUAGCCCACUUUAUCAUAGAGUGUCUUGGCCAGAACAAUCAAAAGUCAGUAAAAUGUAAAAAGAUAAUCUUGAGAUAAAACAAUCUCUCAAACACAAAUGAGCGUGAUCAAGGACCAAUGCAAAGAAUCAAGAAAGCAGGUUGGAGGAAGAAUAAUCAACAGAAGGCCAAAAUCACCACGAAGCAGGAAGAGACAUACAUAACGAACGAUAAGCACAACCACCAGCUAAGAGGUAAGAAGCACCUCACAAACUAAACAAGCACAAACAAGACGCCUAUGCCGGUGAAGAACCACAAAUCUCGGGAUAGAAGGGACCAAAGCUCCAAGAGACUAAUACCGCACACUUAUACUAAGGGGAGCAAAGGAAGAAGAGAACAACAUGAGUGAGGGAGAACGAAAGCCAACCCCGAGAAACAUGAGCCCAGACUUGAGACCAGAAACAAUCUUCCAAAUCUACAGAGCAUACUCGGAGGAGAACAUUAUCCAAACCUGGAGUGGAAAACCUGGCGAAAGAGAGAGUCACAGAGACGCAAGCAACGAUGAAAGCUGCAACGAGAUGAGGGAACAUAAAUGGAAGGGUAGACAAAACAAAAUCACCGUGGAGCCGUCCUCGAGCUAUAGAAGUCAAAUCAUCAAAAACCAUAUCUUAAAAACCAAGACGACAAGGGAGUAUCAACGGUAAGCUAACGACGAGUAAAACAACUUUAAAGACGACUAAACUCUGACCCAACCCAAAGAGAUGCAGUUCAUAACAUCAGCUAAAAUCUAAGGAAGAAGAGGAAAAUCUUAUAUUGAAUGGAGCAGCCUAAAACAACGCUAGAAACAACCGCACAACUGGGAACUUCUAAACCCGAUUUACAACAAAUACCAGAAAUCUCAAGGUGAAGAAGGCGAUAAAGAACAAUAGCAUGAGGUGAGUCUUUUUCGGUGAUGAUGAGAAACACCGCAUACCAGAAAAGUAAACAAAAUACAUAGAUGUUGAAGGCUCAAUAUCAAAAUAUGGGAAAAAGACAAAAACAUCUUGAAAGUUAUAAUGUUCAAAAAUAUGAAAAAAAUAAAAAAUAAUUUUGAUGCUGAAACCGUUAAUCUUAGAAUCAACAAAUGCAUAAAUGCAAAUUUAAGUUAUUGAAAUUCAAUAUAUUUUUACAUUAGAUGCUCGUUUCACUACUAUAAUGAAAAAAAUGCAUUAUUGAAAAAACAAAGACAAAAUAUAUUAACAUAUCACUAUUACUACUAAAUAACACAAUAAAAACUUCUUAACAAAUAAAAGUGAUCAUCUAAUUACAUUAUCCAAAAAAUUAUACUUUUAACAACAAUAAAACAAUAUUCCGCGCGAACACCCCUCUAACAUGUUAUAUAACCAAGGCCGGAUCAAGACACAAGUGGUUGAAACAUUUGUCCAAGUCUCCAAAAAUUUUAGAGAUUUUUUUAUAUGGCAUAAGCUCCCAAAUUAUGAAAAUAAAAAUUCUUGUAAAAGUUUUUAAACAAAUGUUUCAAGUCCCAUAAGAUCCGGCCGUAGUUCUAAUGGAUUCUUUUAAAUAUAAAGUAAAAUAGAUAAAUGAUAUUUCUUAUAAAAGAGAAAAAAAAAAAGAUAAUCUCCAUUAUUAUUUCAGAACCAUUUUACAUUUGUAUUCUCUUUUGGAUUCUUUAUGUUUUCGUUAAUUCCGAAAUCUUUAUUUAUUUUUUUUCCAUAUCUAUCAAAAUCCGUGAUCCUCACGUUUCCAUGCUACAAAACCACUUAAAAGCCGUACCUUUCCCACCACUCAUGGACAAAAAUGGUUCAUGGAUUAAUGAAAACCUCCACGAAGCUACUAAACAUCUGCAUCGAUUCCCUCUGCAAAUCUCGAAACUUGCAGAAAGCAGAAUCAUUACUCAUAGACGGAAUCAGAGUAGGUGUCUUCCCCAACGUCAUCACUUACAACACCUUAAUCAACGGCUACUCUCGUUUCGUCGGCAUCGACGAAGCUUACGCCGUAACACAUCGUAUGAGAGAAGCCGGAAUCAAACCAGACGUCUCUACAUACAAUUCCCUCAUCUCUGGAGCUGCGAAACAGCUAUUGCUAACUCGCGCCCACCAACUGUUCGACGAAAUGCUUCGCUCAGGUUUAUCUCCAGAUAUGCGGAGUUACAACACUUUCAUGUCUCUCUACUUCAAGCUAGGGAGACACGGAGACGCGUUUCGGAUUCUGAACGAGGAUGUUCACCUCGCUGGGCUGUCUCCACGUGUUGACACUUACAACAUUCUUCUCGACGCGCUUUGCAAGAGUGGGCAUAUAGAUAAUGCUGUUGAGCUCUUUAAGUACAUAAAGAACCGGGUUAAACCUGAGCUCAUGACUUAUAACAUUCUCAUCAACGGGCUUUGUAAAUCAAGAAGAGUUAGCUCCGCGAAUUGGAUGCUGAGGGAGCUCGAGAGAGCAGGGUACGCUCCGAAUGCUGUUACAUACACAACAAUGCUAAAAAUGUAUUUUAAGAGCAAGAUGGUUGAGAAAGGGCUUAAGCUUUUCUUGAAAAUGAAGAACGAAGGGUAUACCUUUGACGGGUACGCGAGCUGUGCAGUUGUUAGUGCUUUGAUUAAGACAGGGAGAGCAGAGGAGGCAUAUCAAUGUAUGCAUGAGCUGGUGAGAAGCGGUAGACGAAGUGGGGACAUUGUUUCUUACAACACAUUGUUGAAUCUUUAUUUUAAAGAUGGGAACUUAGAUGCAGUGGAUGAUCUGUUGGAAGAGAUUGAGCGGAAAGGAUUGAAGCCUGAUGACUACACGCACACGAUUAUCGUCAAUGGUUUGUUGAGUAUAGGACAUACUGGAGGAGCUGAGAAGCAUUUGGCCUGUUUGGGAGAGAUGGGGAUGCAGCCUAGUGUCGUCACUUGUAACUGUUUGAUCGAUGGGUUGUGCAAAGCAGGUCAUGUAGACCGUGCCAUGAGGUUGUUUGCCUCGAUGGAGAUUAGAGAUGAGUAUACUUAUACUUCUGUUGUGCAUAAUCUAUGCAAAGAUGGGCGGCUUGUAUGCGCUUCGAAGCUGCUAUUGUUGUGUUACAAUAAAGGAAUGAAGAUUCCGUCAUCGGCUAGACGAGCUGUGUUGUCGGGUUUGCGGAUGACGGUAUCUUACCAGGCAGCGAGGAAGACGCAUCACAAAUUUAAAGCGGCUAUAAAGAGCAAUGCAAUAGCGGAUCCUUAAGACACUGAAAGGUACUAUAGAGAUUAGAGGAAAGUUCUUGAUCUAUUUAUACUAGAUUCUAGUUGAGAUUUGAGAAGUCACUCUUGGAGCUAGAGAGUCUUCUUUCGUCUGCAUCAAUGGAGUCCUAUCUUCAGACAUCUCAAGUUAUAGUGUAAACGUCUGAUUAAUUAGUCUUUUCAUAUCAACAUGUGGUGAAAAGUAUGUAAAGAUUCUUGUGUCGUCCUUACGUAAAGAUUCUUGUUUUUUCUCUCUUGUAAAUAUAACUAUUGGGUGGAUUUUGGCUGGAGAGAUGUAUUAGCUUAGGAUUGGUUUGAUUGAAAGAGAUAGCUUCUGUACAAGAUUCUAGCUAUGAACAGUUCAUAAACUCUAUGUAGGUUCAGCAACAUAUAUAUAUAUAUAUAUAAUGA